This is a messenger RNA of Prosopis cineraria, 600 nucleotides long. RefSeq lists its product as uncharacterized. Bases 1 to 600 code for a protein of 199 amino acids. The transcript is spliced from 2 exons. NCBI's taxonomy places the organism in Eukaryota, Viridiplantae, Streptophyta, Magnoliopsida, Fabales, Fabaceae. The record is from RefSeq and is a predicted model, not a curated record.
AUGGAAACACGAGAAGAUAUUAGUAAAGGUAGCAAGCAUGUUUGGACAGUUCAAGAAGACAGCAUGCUUGUUGAAUGCUUGGUCCAAUUAAAAACUGAUGGGAAGUUUGUUGCGGAUGCAGGAUUUAGUACAGGAUAUUUGAAUAGGUUAGAGGAGAUGCUAGAGGCAAAGGCUCCAGGUUGUGGAUUGCUUGCUAACCCUCAUAUUGCUUCAAGGUUAAGAACAUUUAAUAAGUCAUGGCAAGUUGUAUAUGACAUGGUGAAUAAUAAAAACACUUCUGGCUUUGGGUGGGAUACUGAAAAGAAGUGUGUGACAGCUGAAGAUUAUGUAUGGGCUGAAUAUGUGAAGGUUAAGAAGCAAGCUGGAAAUUUUAGGAAUAAAUGCUUACCUCACUUUGAAGAUCUAACAUAUAUAUGGGGUAAGGAUCAUGCAAUUGGAAUGACUGCCUCGAUGCCUUCCUCUCUUGCUGAGGAUGAUGAAGAGGAUUAUAUAAUUGAACAUGAGAUCAAUGUUGAACAAGGAAUUAACACAAAUACAAAUGUUGAUGCAUCUGAGCAACAACCUACGCAAUCAGCUGAGGUCCAAUCAUCUACAAAAUGA